Molecule: messenger RNA, 1067 nt
Organism: Colias croceus (clouded yellow)
Lineage: Eukaryota; Metazoa; Arthropoda; Insecta; Lepidoptera; Pieridae
Gene: Gip
Product: putative hydroxypyruvate isomerase
Exons: 4
Coding region: 219-1001 (260 amino acids)
Biological process (GO): glyoxylate metabolic process
Molecular function (GO): hydroxypyruvate isomerase activity
Source: RefSeq, a predicted model, not a curated record
AUUAUUAUCUGUGGACUGUGGAGUGUGGUUUGCUAUGUACACAAAAAGUGCCUUAUUUAUUCAGUAUCUCGCGGUAGUCGUUUUGGUUAGAUAAGAAAACUGAUAACUGUAUGUAAACAAUUAAUAUAAAUGUUAGGAAAACUGUGACCUUUUUAUUAGUGGUUACACAACUAUUGAACUAAUAUAAUUUUUUUUAUAUAAAAAGUGAAAUAGUAAAGAUGAAGUUUUGUGCCAAUUUAGCUUUUAUGUUCACUGAAGGAGCUACAGUUUUAGAACGAUAUGCAUUAGCAAAAGAGGCAGGUUUUAAAGCUGUGGAGACCGGGUUUCCUUUUGGCCAUAGUAUAGAGCAGGUAAAACAAGCUAAGGAAAAUGCUGGCGUUGAACAAGUUCUAAUAAAUCUGAAGACAGGAGAUGUGAGCAAAGGCGAAUUAGGUGUUACUGCAGUGCCCGGUAAAGAAAAUGAAUUUAAGGAAAACUUAAAGGAAACCAUCAACUAUGCUAAAGCACUUGGUGUAAGAAAAGUACAUAUAAUGGCUGGAAAGAUAGAUGCUGUUACAGCAAAGAACUGGGAAGUGUUUGAGAGCAAUUUAUUAUAUGCUGCAGGUGAACUGAAGAAAGAUAAUUUAAUGGGUCUAAUUGAGCCCAUAAAUCAGCAUACUGUACCAAAAUACUUCCUUAGCGAUUAUACAAAAGCUGUAGAAAUUAUUAAAAGAAUUGGAAGUGAUAACUUAAAGCUUCAGCUAGACAUAUUCCACUUGCAACACAUUUGCGGAGAUAUGUCGUACAAUAUAAAGAAUCUCAUGCCAUAUGUUGGACACGUGCAGAUUGCACAAGUUCCGAGUCGCAAUGAGCCAGACGCUUCAGGAGAAAUCAAUUAUGAGUACAUUCUCAAACAUUUAGAAAGCAAUGGCUACAAUGAUUGGAUCGCCUUGGAAUACAAGCCUGCAGGAAACACUAAGGAAGGUCUUAAAUGGAUCAGUAAAUUUGGCUACUCUCUGUGAUAUAUUAUGAUAACUCCAUAUACACGAAUAUUUACACUUUGUUACGAAUAAAUUUUUUCAAGUUAA